This is a messenger RNA of Entelurus aequoreus (snake pipefish), 5656 nucleotides long. RefSeq names its product piggyBac transposable element derived 5 (gene pgbd5). The coding region runs from base 18 to 1649 and encodes 543 amino acids. Gene Ontology annotation, cellular component: nucleus. Gene Ontology annotation, biological process: non-replicative DNA transposition. The transcript is spliced from 7 exons. NCBI's taxonomy places the organism in Eukaryota, Metazoa, Chordata, Actinopteri, Syngnathiformes, Syngnathidae. The record is from RefSeq and is a predicted model, not a curated record. Gene Ontology annotation, molecular function: transposase activity.
CCAGCGCAGAGAGAGCGAUGGCGGAGUGCGGCCGGAAGGCGCUGUCCCUCCUGGAGGCGGCCCGCUCCCGCUACGAGAGCCUGCAGAUAUCCGACGACGUGUUCGGCGAGUCCGGGGAUGACAGCAGCGACAACCCCUUCUACAGCACCUCCGGGGACUCGGACUCGGACAACUCCAUGGCCGAGGUGGGCGAGGAGCACCACCACCACCACCACCACCACCACCACCAUCAGCACCACCACAACCACCAGAGACGAGGCGACAGGGAGAGCUCGCUCGGCGGGGUGGCAGGGGGUGGCAGCCCGGGUCCGCCCGGCUCUCUGUCCCGCAGCCAAGCAGAGGAGGAGGGCUGGACGGAGACCCUGCAGGAUGUCACCGUGCCGCCGUAUAAAGGCUCUUACGGCCCAGCUCAGAAGAUGCCCGCCACGGCCACCGCGCUGGACUUCUUCCAGCUCUUUGUCCCUGACAACUGCAUCCAGAACAUGGUCGCCCAGACCAACAUGUACGCCAAGAAGUUCCAAGAGCGCUUCGGCUCGGACGAGGGCUGGCGUCCUGUCACGGCGCAGGAGAUGAAGGCCUUCCUGGGCUUCGUCACCUCCACCAGCGUGCACCACUGCGAGUCGGUGCUCAGCAUCUGGAGCUCGGGCUUCUUCAGCAACCGCAGCAUCGCCCUGAAGAUGAGCCAGGCGCGCUUCGAGAAGAUCCUGAAGUACUUCCACAUCGUGGCGUUCAGACCGUCGCAGGGGAGCAACCAAGGCCUGUACAAGAUUCAGCCCUUCCUGGACUCGCUGCAGCAAUCUUUCAGCUGCACGUUCCGACCUUCACAGACCCAGGUUCUCCACGAACCCUUGAUAGACGAGGACCCCGUCUUCAUCACCACCUGUACGGAACGAGAGCAGAGGAAGAGGAAGAAGAGGAAGUUCAGUCUUUGGGUUCGACAGUGUACUUCUACUGGAUUCAUCUGUCAGCUCUCUGUGCAUCUGAAGGAGGGCCAAGGUGGAGACGCUCUGUCCGCCCUGAAGAACAAACCUCAGCUGCACAGUCUAGUGGCCAAGCAGCUGUGCCAGAACAUCUCUGGAAAGAACACCAUCAUCUUCACGGGGCCAUCCAUCACCAGCCUUGGACUCUUCACCGAGUUUAGCAAGCAAGAUAUCUACUGCUGUGGUCUGCUGAGCACCAGAAAGAGCGACUGCACAGGCUUGCCGCAAAGCAUGCUGGUCUGCAGCUCCACGCCGUCGCAGCGGGGCCAGUGGCGAGUGACGAUGCAAGGCAGCAUGUCGCUGAUUAGCUGGUACAACAAGGGACACUUCAGGUUCCUCACCAACGCCUACUCGCCGACCAAACAAGGUUUGAUCAUCAAGAGGAAAAGCGGCGAGGUUCCCUGUCCUCUGGCGGUGGAGGCCUUCGCCGCACAUCUCAGCUACAUCUGCAAAUACGACGACAAGUUCAGCAAGUACUUCAUCUUCCACAAGCCCAACAAGACGUGGCAGCAGGUGUUCUGGCUGAGCAUCAGCAUCGCCAUCAACAACGCAUACAUUCUCUACAAGAUGUCCGACGCCUACGCCGUCAAGCGCUACAGCCGGGCGCAGUUCGGAGAGAGACUGGUCAAAGAGCUGCUGGACGUGGACGAGUGCUCGCCCACGCCGUGAGGAUGGACGGAUGGCUGGGUGGUUGUCAGUCACACACUCCCCAACACACAUGUACAGACUGUAUGUCACCACGCGGAAGCAGUGCCAACUCUUCCUCCAGUCCUUGUACUGUAAAUAAUAUCUAACACCACUUAGGGGGGGGGAUGAUGACCAGGAAGAUUUCACCCCCCAUGAGAUUAUCUCUCUUCCAUCACUUGCCACACACAGCCCAAAAGAGGCUGAGUAAACACACAUUAGUUGUAUCAUUUUAUAUAUCAUUUGUCGUGGUUUGCUUUAGAUGAGGGGUGUGCAAAGUGCAGCACAGGGGCCAUUCUCCCUCGUUUCUUAUUGGCCCUCAGCAUACACAGUACUAAAGAUCAAAUUCAUUAUAAUGAGAUAUUAUGCUAAUUUGCUUUGUCGCAAAACUAAGAUGCCAACGUUUUCUUCAGCAUGUAUUGGCUUACAUUGGAUCGGUUUCAGCAUCUUUAAUGCACAAAUUCAAUCAAAGUGGCAUCUUUAAAAUGUUGACUCUCCCUGGAAACAAACACAACAACAAAAGUUUACUGACAAUUUAAAUGAGAAAAACCUCCUCAUUGGAGCUCCUACAAUAAUACUAAAACCAAAAAAGUUCCACAAAUCAAAUCUUUUGCACUCAAAACUGUGAAUUACUGUGAAUUAUUGAGUGGAAAAUAUUUAUGGGAAAGAGAUUCUGUAAAUGUGGAGUGAUUGGCCAAAUAAAUACCGUAUUUUUCGGAGUAUAAGUCGCUCCGGAGUAUAAGUCGCACCGGCCGAAAAUGCAUAAUAAAGAAGGGAAAAAACAUAUAUAAGUCGCACUGGAGUAUAAGUCGCAUUUUUGGGGGAAAUGUAUUUGAUAAAAGCCAACACCAAGAAUAGACAUUUGAAAGGCAAUUUAAGAUGUCUAAAGAAUAGUGAACAACAGGCUGAAUAAGUGUACGUUAUAUGAGGCAUAAAUAACCAACUGGUAUGUUAACGUAACAUAUUAUGGUAAGAGUCAUUCAAAUAACUAUAACAUAUAGAACAUGCUAUACGUUUACCAAACAAUCUGUCACUCCUAAUCGCUAAAUCCCAUGAAAUCUUAUACGUCUAGUCUCUUACGUGAAUGACAUCAAUAAUAUUAUUGGAUAUUUUACGCUAAUGUGUUCAUCAUUUCACACAUAAGUCGCUCCUGAGUAUAAGUCGCACCCCCGGCCAAACUAUGAAAAAAACUGCGCCUUAUAGUCCGAAAAAUACGGUAGUUGUCACCAUAGUUUAGAGUUUAUUGAUAUUGUUUACAAAUCACUUUAAGUGUAUACCACGCAGACUCAAGAUUGUCCUUUUUAAUCUUCUCACUCAUCCAAAGCAGUUGUCGUGUGUGUGUGUGUGUGUGGGUGCGUGCGUGCGUGCGUGCGUGCGUGUGUGUGUGUGUGUGUGUGUGUGUGUGUGUGUGUGUGUGUGUGUGUGUGUGUGUGUGUGUGUGUGUGUGUGUGUGUGUGUACUAAACUAUUAAAUGUCACACAUCCAAGUAGGAUCUUCACUUCAUGGCACCUACUGUACUUAAAUGUCAAACACAGCAGCAUAUACUAUUUAAAAAAAAAAGCCUCUAUCCAUGAUCAAAGCAUCAGUGUGUAACAAUUGUGCUGUGGAAUGGUGCGCUGGCUUGUUAAAUAGAGAUUGUUAUCGCCAGACGAGCUACUUUGAUGCAUUAUGUAACUGGUGUCAUGUUAGCUUUAGCACUAAAACAACAAACUGUGCAGCCCUUCUUAAAAUGGUGUUACGACAUGUUUGCUACUUUUCUAUUCACACUUCACAAAAGUACACAGAGCUUUUUUUAACUGCAAAAAAAAAAAAUGCAAACGCAGUUUGUUAUAUUCUUAUGCAUUUAAGGUACCAAAAGCAAUGACUUAAACAAUUCUUAAAAAGCAACAUAAUAAAAAGAAGGAUCAACUUUCAAAUUAACAUAAUUUUUAAUCAUCUGCCAUGUUUUUGUUGCAAUGAUAGGCUGCAUUUUAGCCCACUUGGAUAAGUUAAAAGUGUCAGUUAUUCUGUAGUGACCCCUUAAUUGCUUUCUUCGGACAAACAAAAUGAAAGUGGUGUAAGUACUGGAAGGAAAAUGUGUUAAGAGCUGUGCUUGCCAUGCAGCCAUAUCAAAACAAUUAACAAAUAAAUCGCCCGAGUUGUGUGGUGUGAGACGGCGUCCGCGUAAUGUGCAGUGUGUGUGUGUGUGUGUGUGUGUGUAUCUUCAUUGUGCUGUGUAUCCGUGCGGUGCUUCACCAACCAUCAUCUACAUGUCCACAGAGUCCGUAGAGAUGUGCACUGGAGGUGUCAGACAAUAACUGAAGCGUGACCUCAGGGCUCCAUCAUCACCAGAACUAACUGCACUGGUCUACAGUAACACUAUCAAUACUAACAUUACAUACAGUAGGUGGACGUGCUUACAGUAGAAGCUUACUGGGUGCUAUCUGUUGAAAGUAGACUCCAAAUGACAGCAGCCAAGUAGAGGGUGUGUGAGAUUGUAUAUGCAUGUGUUGUUAACGCUGGGUUGAGUCAAAUGUGUACGAUAACAGGACCAAAUAAAUUUCAGAAAUGUGUGUGAGUUGUACAAGGCUGCAGUAUCACUGUCUUCUUUGAAAAUAAAUACUUAUUUAGGGCUAUCAGACACAUUGAGCAAACAAAAAUUAAAAACGAUCGCAUUAAUCAUGUAUAUAUGCAGAUUAACCACGCAAUUUAUUUUGAUCCUACAUGCUCUUUUAUCUUAAAGUCGGGCGGCAGCAAGGAUUGCUAGACGGUCAGCGAGACGAGUGAGGAGACUACAAAUUGUACUUCAAAAUACACACACCCAGCAGGCACAAGACGUUGGUACAACAUUGAUUAGACGUACAUGUCCUUUAAAACUGACUUUGAAACAACGCUGCAAAAUAGUUGUAUUUGUAAAAUGAGACAACGUUGACGUCUAACGUUGGAUCCACAUCAUUAGUUGGAAAAUAACCAAAAUUCAAUGGUCAAAUCAAAAUCAGAAACCGACAAUGAUUAAAAGUUGUCAAAAAGCAUGUUGUUUCAACGUUGUAGUUGUGUUGUAGAAUAUUGUUUGGGAAAUGACCAAAAUUCAAUGGUCAAAUCAAGGUCAGAACCCAACAUUGAUUAAAAGUUGUCAAAAAGCAUGUUGUUUAAAUGUUGUAUUUGUGUUGUAGAAUGUUGGUUGAAAAAAUGACCAAAAUUCAAUGGUCAAAUCAACGUCACAACCUGACAUUGAUUAAACGUCGUCAAAAAAGCAUGUUGUUUAAAUGUUGUAUUUGUGUUGUAAAAUAUUGGUUGGGAAAUGACCAAAAUUCAAUGGUCAACUCAAUAUCAGAAACCAACAUUGACGAAACGUUGUCAAAAAGCAUGUUGUUUCAAUGUUGUAGAAUAUUGUUUGGGAAAUGACCAAAAUUCAAUGGUUAAAUCAAUAUCAGAAACCAACAUUGAUUAAACGUUGUCAAAAAGCAUGUUGUUUCAAUGUUGUAUUUGUGUUGUAGAAUAUUGGUUGGGAUAUGACCAAAAUUCAAUGGUCAAAUCAACGUCACAACCUGACAUUGAUUAAACGUUGUCAAAAAGCAUGUUGUUUCAACGUUAUGUUUGAGUUGCUCAACAAGUUCUCAACAUUGUUUCAAUGUCUUGUGCCUGCUAGGAAGAUGGGACUUGAGAUAAAACUGUAAAUGGUAAAUGGGUCGUACUUGUAUAGCGCUUUUCUACCUUUUUAAGGAACUCAGAGUGCUUUGACACUAUUUUCCACAUUCACACACUGAUGGCGGGAGCUGCCAUGCACGGCGCUAACCAGGCCCAUCAGGAGCAUGGGUGAAGUGUCUUGCUCAAGGACACAACGGACGUGACUAGGAUGGUAGAAGGUGGGGAUUGAACCAGUAACCCUCAGAUUGCUGGCACGGCCACUCUCCCAACUUCGCCACGCCGCCCCCAAGCAAGUAAGCAAGUUUGGAGUAAAUAAAUGGCGUGCAUUCAUCUACAACAUUUUUAAAAAUGUUCCUGUAUGACAU